This is a messenger RNA of Cladophialophora immunda, 1728 nucleotides long. RefSeq lists its product as uncharacterized. Gene Ontology annotation, molecular function: flavin adenine dinucleotide binding; N,N-dimethylaniline monooxygenase activity; NADP binding. NCBI's taxonomy places the organism in Eukaryota, Fungi, Ascomycota, Eurotiomycetes, Chaetothyriales, Herpotrichiellaceae. The coding region runs from base 1 to 1728 and encodes 575 amino acids. The record is from RefSeq and is a predicted model, not a curated record. The transcript has a single exon.
AUGGCUAUCGGCAGCACCAGCGCCAACGGCCACGUCGGCGAAACCGACGUCGUCGUCGUUGGAGCCGGCUUCUCUGGUCUCUACAUGAUUUACUCUCUGAACAAGCUUGGGUUCAGGGUCCGUGGUUUCGAAGCCGCAGACGAUGUAGGAGGAACUUGGUGGUGGAAUAGAUAUCCGGGAGCGCGCUGCGACUCGGAAAGCUUGACAUAUUGCUAUACGUUCGAUGAAGAGCUGUGUCAAGAGUGGACGUGGACUGAGCGCUACCCUAGCGGAGGUGAGGUUUUGUCGUAUCUUUCGCACGCUGCCGACCGGUUCGAUCUGCGGCGGCAUUUCCAAUUCAAAACAAAAGUGACCACAGCCGUGUAUGAUGAGAAGACGCGGCGAUGGACUAUAACCACCGGCACCGGUGACAGCGUCUCAGCAAGGUUCUUUGUCAGUGCGGUUGGCAAUCUCUCGGUUCCUGCUACUCCUGCCGUGCCAGGCAUCGACAAAUUCGAGGGCCGCUGGGUGCACACAGGACGAUGGCCGGCAGAGCCUAUCGAUUUCACGGGUUUGCGAAUAGCAGUCAUCGGUACAGGGUCAUCUGGUAUCCAGAUCAUACAAGAGAUCGCUAAGACGGCCGCUCAUCUCACGGUGUUCCAGCGAACUCCGACAUUUACCAUUCCCCUACGUAAUCAACCUCUCGACCCUGACGUCCAACGACUGUGGAAGGCCAACUACCCUGAGCUCAUCAAAGUCACACGAUACUCUCCCGGCGGAUUGCCUUUCUACGUCGGUACGAAAUCUCUGAAGGAAGCAACUCCAGAAGAACAGCGCAAGGGCCUGCAGGCUGGGUGGAACCUUGGCGGAUUCCGGUUCAUGUUUGGCACCUUUAACGACAUUGGUUCAGAUCAUGAAGCCAACAAGGUCGCUGCUGAUUUCGUGCGCGAGCAAAUCGACGCCAUUGUGAAAGACCCCGACACCGCCGCCCUGCUCAAGCCCACUUCCUAUCCCAUUGGCGCCAAGCGUGUCCCUUUGGAAACCAAUUAUUACCAAGUCUACAACCAAGAAAAUGUCAAAUUGGUCGAUCUCCGGGCGUCUCCCAUCAGGCAGAUGACUACAAAGGGCUUGACCGCUGGAGACACCGAAUACGAAUUUGAUUUGGUAGUCUUUGCAACAGGAUUCGAAGCCAUUACAGGGCCAAUGCUCCAAAUUGAUGUAACGGGACGGGGCGGCCAGAAGUUGAAAGAUGUCUGGAAAGAUGGUCCUUACUCCUAUUUGGGCUUGGCCACACCUGGGUUUCCGAAUUUGAUCACCCUCGCGGGCCCGGGCGGGCCUGGUGUCAUCUCGAACGUCCCACCAACCUUGGAGCAACACGUCGAUUGGGUUGCAGAGUGCCUGACCUACCUACGCACUCACAAGGUCGACGAGAUCGAGGCAAGGGGUGAUGCUACCGAUGCCUGGAUCAGCCAUGUUCAUUCUGAGGCUCAGAAAACCAUGUACCCAUACGCGCCCAGCUCGUGGUACGAUGGCUCCAAUCUCACGGGUCAAGUGCGGCCAUUCCCAGUCUAUACAGGUGGCUUUGGGCAUUACCGCAGGAUAUGCGACGCCAUUACCGCCGACAACUACCACGGAUUCCUGCUGCACCAGGAAGAUACAGACGAGGUCAAUGAUACACGUAAGGCCCACCCGGCGGACUGGUACAGGAAUUUUCUCCCAACUUCAGCUGGCCCAGCAGCGACCAGAUAG